CGCCAACUGCAGAAUUUCGAAAAAACCGGCACCAACAAGCAGGGACGGCAAUUCCUGAUUGCCGAGUUUGGUGAAUGGCCUGCCGAUCGUGCUGCUCUAGACGCCCAGGAGGUCAACCGACUGAUUGCCAUUCAAGAUGAGUUCAUCCGCACUGGUUACUACCCGGGUGAUGCGAGGGCUCCGGAAGAUACGAAUGAUCAACCCGGUGGCGGCAGCGGUGGUGAUGGCGAUGCUGGCACGCGGCCCAAACCUACCUCCUUCUUUUGCCGUUUUCCGGAUAACCUGCGCACCCUGGAGGAAGCCCUUGCCGAGCCCAAGAGGCGCGAUUGUAAAGAGGAGGAUGGUGGCGCAUCAGAUUUGGCAGUCGCCGUCACACAGCCGAAAUCCGCGACGCCACCAUAG
Messenger RNA from Dibothriocephalus latus, 402 nucleotides. NCBI's taxonomy places the organism in Eukaryota, Metazoa, Platyhelminthes, Cestoda, Diphyllobothriidea, Diphyllobothriidae. The record is from the annotation of a GenBank genome assembly.